Molecule: messenger RNA, 2057 nt
Organism: Pantherophis guttatus
Lineage: Eukaryota; Metazoa; Chordata; Lepidosauria; Squamata; Colubridae
Product: shootin-1-like
Biological process (GO): positive regulation of neuron migration; neuron projection morphogenesis
Cellular component (GO): cytoplasm; axonal growth cone; cell leading edge
Source: RefSeq, a predicted model, not a curated record
UUUUUUGUUUUUUUUUACCAGUCAGAAUGACACUUGAAUUCUGAUCUGCUUCUAAACGUUGCUGAUAUUGGGUUAAGAUGAGUGCAUCUGCUGGAGGGGUCAUGGGGUCCUUUAGGUGGGGCAUGGACUGCUGGUGACCUCUGCCUCUCGCACGCCUACAAAAACGGAAGAGGAAGUUGCUCCCAGAAGUCAUUUGGGAAUUGGAGAGCGAUUCAAAUUCAGAGGAAGAUGGAGAUGAGCAGGAGACGGAUCUUUCCCAGGAAAUGGCGGAAACCAAAGAAAAAAUCGCAGAAAUUGAGCAAGCUUCUCAAGCCCUCUUGGCUGAGUUGUCCAGCAUGGAGGCGGAGUAUGAGAUUGAGAAGAGCUGCCGAGAACAGGCAGAGGCCUUCGCCAUUCAGGUCAGCCGGGAGAACCAGAAGCUGAAGCGGAUCAGCCUGGCGCUCCUGCCCAGGUUGGGUCUCCACCAGGAAGACUUUGCGGUCCUGAGCAGCGGAGAACAGACCCUUCCUGGCCCUGCCCCGGAUCCCAUGGGCAGGUGCCUUCAGCAGGUCAAAGACCUUCAACUCAGGGUUUCAUGGCUGCUGGAGGAGAAGAAGGAAUUGUCUGCUCAAGUGAAGGACCUCCAGGCCCAUGUGGAGAAGCUCCAGCAUCAGCUACAAGAGGAGCGUGUUGAGAAGCAGUCUCUGAAAACUUUGAAGGAACACAGCCAGAAGAUGUUGACGAGGGUCAAACGAGCAUCCCGUUUGGUCACCGAGGAGUACGGCAGGAUGUCGCUGCAGUUAGAUCUGGAGGAGAAACUGAGGCAGCAAGCAGAAAUCUUUGCCCAGCAGAUGCUGGUGAAGCAGAAGGAGGCCCAUCGGCAGAGCCUGAUUCUGAUGCAGAACGUGGGAGCCGAGGCUCAGCUUCUCCUGGCCUUGCAGGAAGUGGCCGAGAUGAGCAAGGAGUUGGAGGAAGCCAAGAUGGAGCACCAGGCUAAAGUGAAGGAACUGGAGGCCCAGUUGGUGGAGCGGCCACUGCCAGAGGAGCUGGCCAGGGUGCAGGCAACGUUGGCCGCAGCAGAGGCAGGAAAGGCCCACCUGGAGGAGGGACUUCUCCGGGCAGAGGAGAAAUGCGCCACUCUGGAGCACAAAGUGAAAGUCCUGGAGGAGGGGGCUAAGGCCCCUGACACCCCAGAGGAGCACCCGGUGAUCCCCGUUCCACCCCCACCCCCACCCCCACCCCCUCUGCCACCUCCCACCUGGUCGGCAAAGACGGACCCCCUGAUGGCCCUGCGAGAGAGGAAAGGAGCACAGCCUGUGAAAAGGGGAGAAGACCUUUGCUCCGACGAUGCGACGGCCAGAGCCGUGGAGGAAAUGAUGGCCCGGAUCAAGAGCGGAGUGGCCCUGCGGCCAGUGAGGAGGGGCCCCGAAUCCUCCCCCCAGCCUCCAUCUGCUGCAGCGAACAAGCGAAGGAGCGUGGCCAUGGAGCUGCAAGACCUCCUGAGUACCCCGAGGAGGCCAAGUAGACGAUCCAGCCGCCAUAAGGGCAGCCAGAAGAAACUCCUGGUGGACAACCAACUCGAGAAGCUCCUGCAGAGACGGCGGCGUAUAGUGGACCAGAGCCCGGUCCUGCCAGAGCCAUCUGCCCCAGCUGCAAACGGGGGGCUCCAGCCUCCUAUCCCCGCGGCCAGGGAGGAAGACCAGGCAGCUUCAGCAGUGGGGGUCCCGAGGAACCCCCAACCCAAGCAGACAAACUUCUCAGGGAACGCCAAAGAUCUACCAGGCGAACCGGAGGAGCCGCCUGCAGGAGCCCCAGUGCACCCCAGACUGAAGAUUGCUGAGGUGGCCUGGCUUUGACCAUGGGCAGCGUCCCUCCUGGUCAGCAAAAGGACCGGCUCCCUCCGUCCCCCCCCCCCAAGGACUUUGCUUAACCAAAGGGGAGGAGUUGGGGAGGGGUCUUCCUAGGGCUAGGAUCCACUUCCCACCAACUCCAGUUGCAUUAUUACGGUCCUCAGCUUAUAUGACACUCGCUUACUGACCGUUGGAAGUUACAACAGCAAUAAACACAGUGACUUACGA